This is a messenger RNA of Ostrea edulis (European flat oyster), 1544 nucleotides long. Its product is annotated as galectin-7-like. The transcript is spliced from 5 exons. Bases 600 to 1343 code for a protein of 247 amino acids. Lineage: Eukaryota; Metazoa; Mollusca; Bivalvia; Ostreida; Ostreidae. Gene Ontology annotation, molecular function: carbohydrate binding. The record is from RefSeq and is a predicted model, not a curated record.
AGUGUACAGGUUGGGGCCUAUUGAUGAAGUGAAAGAGGAAGAAAAAGACGUGUCCAUUUCCGUUCACCGAUGGCUUGUCACUGCACGCAUGGUAUUUUGCAGGCUUGAGUAAGCAAGGGCGCUUGAUAUUACAAAAUAUACACGUGUAAAUACAUGCAUGUUACAUGUACAUGUCCAAAUUAUUAUAUCAGAGAAGCACGGGGUAUAUGAUUGCAUAUGCAGCUUUUUCGCAGAUUAUGCGAAAAUUACCCUAUGCUUAUAUCAUUCACAGCAAUUGGUGAAAUAUUUUGCAAUAAGACUUGUAUGUGUAAAGUUAAUGCAAUUUUCUAUUUAAUGAAGUCGAAGUCUCCGUGGGUUUUUUCAACCGUAUCAUAUCGACCAAUGACGGUUUAAAUUGUCCAGACUUGUGACGACUUCACUACAAUCCAAACAAGGAAUAGAUUUUUUUUUAAAAGACUGUUCGCAAUUUCACAAGAAUUAAAUGGGUAUUUAGAAAUAGUAUUUAAAUGGCAAGUUUGUCUUGUGAAUUUUCAAUGCAGAUUAUGUUGUUCGUAACGGGCUAUUUAUAGGCGUCGACCAGGUAUAGAGCUGAAACGUCAAUGUAUCCGACAGGAAGUCACGCUCCUCCAGAAAAAGGAGGUGGAUACCCUCCGGCUCAGGGAGGUUAUGGGGGCGGGUACCCGCCUCCCUCUGGGGGUGCUUACCCACCGCAACCUGGUGGCUACCCGGGAGGAUACGGAGCUCCCCCUGGCGGUUAUGGAGCUCCCUCUAGUGGAUAUGGAGCACCUCCUGGCGGUGGAUAUGCACCUCCCCCGGGGGGAUAUGGUGGGUAUGGACCUCCCCCAGGAACGGGACCAGUCGGCCCUCCCCCGGGCGGCUACGCUCCGCCUCCGAUGGGAAACAUGGGAAACUUUGGACCUCCAUCAGUCGGACCAGUUUUUAAUCCGCCUACGCCUUACCAGGCACCGAUUCCCGGAGGGGCCCAUCCGGGCAGAUCCUGCAUCAUUAAAGGCAUGCUUACCGGUGACGAUGGAUUUUUCGUUAACCUGAAAUGUGGAGAAGAAAUCGGUCUUCAUUUCAAUCCCCGUCCAAAUCAAGGCUGUGUCGUCCUAAACCAUAAUCAACAUGGAAGCUGGGGGCAUGAGGAAAGACAUGGCGGGAACAUGCCCUUUCACCCUGGGCAACCUUUCGAGCUUUGUGUAACUUUUGAUCCCAACCAAUAUAAGAUAUUUGUUAAUCAUCAGCCGUUCCCGAGCUUCAACGCAAGAAUGUAUCCGAUCGAGAAGUACGAACUGCUUGAGGUCGGCGGGUCGAUUCAAAUUCACGAAAUCAGAUUUUCGUAGGCGUUCACUAUCAUGUGAUUGACAGCCAAUGUCUUGUAGACGCUGUGGUUUUAUAACUUUGAUUGGGUUUUCUUUGUAUAUCUUUGUUUAGCUAUGUGUAAAUCAUUAAUUAGAGGGAGGUAUUACAGCAGAAAUAUUGCAAGCUUUGUACAUGUCCAUAAGUUUUUAAAGAAUUGAAUAAACAAUUUAUCUUUGCUCCAA